UUCUGAUCUUCCUUUCAGGUCAUGAGGUUUGUUCUAGCACUGCUUGUUCUUCAUUUGCUGGGGCAGAAGUGCACUGCAGCACAAGCACCAGUUUGCCAGCCACAGCCAACAUGUUCUAAUUGUUUGAGGAGUCCUGGGUGUGCCUGGUGCAAGCAGAAGGAUUUCCUCAAGUUAGGAGAGUCGGCUGAACGCAGAUGUGACUCUGCUGAAUCACUAAAGACGAGGAAUUGUAACAGAAUCAAUGUAAUUGACCCCCAAGCAGACACCAUCAGUAUUAAGGACAACGGAUUUAACAGCAACAAGAACAAUGUGGUCCAACUCAAACCACAAGGCAUCAAAGUCAAGCUCAGAGUUGGUGUGCCACAUAAGUUUAAUGUGGAAUUCAAGAGAGCUGAAGGUUACCCCAUUGACCUGUACUACCUGAUGGACCUAAGCUACUCUAUGAAGGAUGAUUUAGAAAAGAUUAAGAACCUUGGCGAGGAGAUUUUAAAAAAGCUGCAAGAGGACUCCCAGACUGUCCGGAUUGGUUUUGGCUCAUUUGUUGACAAAGAGAAAUUACCCUACGUAAGCCAAGUUAGGUCCAGGCGACAAAACCCCUGCCCCACCCGCUUCGACACCUGCCAGCCUGCCUUUACUUUCCGGAAUGUUCUUCCACUCACGGACAAAGCCAAUGAGUUUAAGAGAAAAGUCAGCACGCAGAAAAUCUCUGGUAAUCUGGACUCACCUGAAGCUGGUCUAGAUGCCAUCAUGCAGGCUGCCGUGUGCCAGGAAGAAAUUAAAUGGCAAAAUGUGACACGGAUUCUGGUCUACACGUCUGAUGACACUUUCCACAUGGCUGGGGAUGGCCGACUUGCUGGUAUCUUUAAGCCACAUGAUGGACAUUGUCAUCUGAAAUCAGAUGGUUUCUAUGAUGGCAAUGCUUUUGACUAUCCAUCAGUAGGCCAACUCUCAAGAGCUCUCCAGGCCAACAACAUUCAACUAAUAUUUGCAGUCACAGAGAAGAUCUUUCCCUCCUAUCAGGCACUGAGUACAUUCAUUCCCCAGUCAGUGGUCGGUGUGCUAAAGGAUGACUCCAGUAAUGUGGUCCAGCUGAUCUCUGAAGCUUACAGGAACCUAUCCUCUACUCUAGUGUUGGAGCAUCAUAAUAAACCAGAAGGUCUGAACGUGUUGUACAGGUCGUACUGUAGAGGUGAUAAGAAACCCACUACUGAGUGGCAGCAGAGAGGAGAAUGCAGUGGCAUCAAGGACGAGAAGGUAAAGUUUGAAGUGCUCCUGAAUGCAUCCAAGUGUCUGAAAGAGCCUGAGACGUUCGAGUUUCGAAUGCAGGGCAUCACCGAGUUUUUAAAGGUCACUGUGGAGACCUUGUGUACCUGCGACUGUGGUGCUAAGGAGGAAAAUUCAACACACUGUGGAGGAAAUGGAACACUCAUUUGUGGAGCCUGCAGCUGUAAUAAAGGAUACCAGGGUCAGCAGUGUCAGUGCAAACUGGAGAAUACUGAUGACAUGCAAAACCUCUGUCGCAAAAACAUCAACAAUUCUGUGUGCAGCGGCCACGGAAUGUGCAUGUGUGGCAAGUGUCAUUGCAUCCGCCCGUUUAAUGGCAAUUACUGUCAAUGUAACGAUGCCAGCUGUUUGCGCCAUGACAACAAGAUCUGCAAUAACCAAGGAGACUGUGAAUGUGGCAGGUGCAUUUGCAAUAAGAAAUACACUGGCAAUGCAUGUGAAUGCCCAACAGACAUGAGUAUGUGUUCACCUAAGCAAAAGAUAUGGUGCAGUGGCCAGGGAACAUGUAAGUGCAAUCGAUGUGUGUGCAACGAAGGCUUCAUGGGAGAAGACUGCUCUCAGUUUGCUAAUCCAUGCAAAACAAAACUGUCCUGCAUGAAGUGCAAUUUUUCCAAAAAACCUUCUGAAACUUGUUCUACAGAGUGUGAGUCAGUUGUGCUAUCCAAGCUGGAGGGCCAGCAAACAUUUAAUUGUUCUUAUGAAGCCAUCACCUAUAAUAUAAAACUUUUGGAUAAUGGAAGCAUUUCGAUCGUGUACGGGGAUCUACCACAAACAAUCGAUAGGACCAAAGUAAUUAUUGGCACCUCUGUGUCAGCUAUCAUUCUGAUCGGCAUUGUCAUCAUCAUCAUCUACAGAAUUCUCCUGGAGGUCUAUUACCAGCGGGAAUACCACAGCUUCCUUAAGUCACAGGAGCAGAAUCAGUGGGGAGAUGGCAAUCCACUGUACAAAGGUGCCACAACCACAGUACUUAACCCUUUGCAUACACAAGAUGGUUAAAAUGGAUCUCAGAAUCAAAACUGGAGAGAAGAAUCUGGAGUAUAUUUAGUGUAUUAAACUUUGGAUGUUAGAAAUGUUUUACAUAUUGUUUAGUUUAGA
Messenger RNA from Trichomycterus rosablanca, 2379 nucleotides. RefSeq names its product integrin, beta 7 (gene itgb7). Gene Ontology annotation, cellular component: focal adhesion; integrin complex; cell surface. Gene Ontology annotation, molecular function: integrin binding. The coding region runs from base 22 to 2280 and encodes 752 amino acids. The record is from RefSeq and is a predicted model, not a curated record. The transcript has 15 exons. Gene Ontology annotation, biological process: cell migration; cell-matrix adhesion; integrin-mediated signaling pathway. Lineage: Eukaryota; Metazoa; Chordata; Actinopteri; Siluriformes; Trichomycteridae.